Molecule: messenger RNA, 1256 nt
Organism: Oreochromis aureus
Lineage: Eukaryota; Metazoa; Chordata; Actinopteri; Cichliformes; Cichlidae
Product: RNA-binding protein with serine-rich domain 1-like
Exons: 7
Coding region: 93-932 (279 amino acids)
Biological process (GO): mRNA splicing, via spliceosome
Cellular component (GO): cytoplasm; nucleoplasm; ASAP complex
Molecular function (GO): RNA binding
Source: RefSeq, a predicted model, not a curated record
AGAUGGUCACGUAACUUCCGCUUGUCGUCAUCACCGUGCGACGUUUUCUCAGGCCGCAAGUGGUCGAACUGCGCCUAGCUCCUUUGAAAAACAUGGCACCCUCACCUACAAAGCGGAAGGAGGACGAAAAAACAAAAGACAGAGGCAAAGAAAAGCCUGGAACAAAGGAAGGAGAUAAGGAUAGAGGACGAGAGAAAGCAAGGAAACGCCGCAGUGCAUCCACUGGCAGCAGCAGCAGCAGCAGAUCUAGCUCUUCUUCGAGCAGCAGUUCUGGUUCCAGCUCAGGUUCUUCAAGCGGAUCCAGCUCGUCUGGUUCCAGCCGCUCCGGCUCUUCUAGCUCCCGAUCCUCUUCGUCUUCCAGCUCCUCGGGUUCUCCGAGCCCCAGCCGCAGACGCCACGAUAACCGUCGCCGCUCCCGCUCUGUCUCUAAAACACAAAAGACCAGAGAUGACAAGGAACGCCGGAAAAGAAGCCCAACACCCAAACCAACUAAAGUUUACUUAGGGCGACUCACCAGGAAUGUCACCAAGGAACAUGUCCAGGAAAUCUUUUCUACUUAUGGGACAAUCAAAGGAGUCGACAUGCCAAUGGACAGACUCCACCCGCACCUGCACAGGGGCUGUGCUUAUGUGGAGUUUGAGACCCCCGAGGAGGCCCAGAAGGCACUCAAACACAUGGAUGGAGGUCAGAUUGAUGGACAGGAAAUCACCGCUUGUGCUGUGCUGCCUCAGCGAGUCCGCCCUCCACCCCGUAGACCAUCUCCACCCCGCAGAAUGCCCCCGCCGCCACCUAUGUGGCGUCGCAGCCCACCGCGCAUGAGGAGAAGGUCCCGCUCCCCAAGAAGGCGAUCGCCAGCACGCCGCCGCUCUCGCUCCAGAUCUCCCGGUCGCAGGCGUCACCGCUCUCGUUCCAGCUCCAACUCCUCUCGAUAGACGGGUUUUCGUACUGUACGCGAUCUCUCAUGGUGCCAGAGAUCAAAUCGGCUUCGUUUCUUGAUUCCUCAGUAUUCAUGUGGGCUCAACAGAAUUCACUCAUCUGCAUUGUAGCCAACAUGGACAUCUCUUUAAUAGUGCUCUUUGUGCAACAUUUUUUUUCCAUGUUUUGUAUAAGUUUAUUUCGGAAAGCUAGACCAGUAUGUGUCUUUUUAGGUUGAGCUUGCUCUGCAUACAGAUCUACCAGUCUUUCGAGUGUGUCUUCUUUUUACCUUGUCUUCAAUUUUUAGACAUUUUGAAAAAUAAAACUUUAACAAUGUGAAA